AUGCCAGAGAUAGUAAUAACUGAGGACGAUGAUUUAGCCUUGCAGGCUCUGAGAGGUAGCCACUUUGCAUGUCCAUGGCUAUCCCACGGUUCAGCUUGCCGGCCGAGGGGUGGACAGAGCAUCGAGGCAUGUCAUGGAAAUAAGAAUCUUAGUCAAGCCAUGUGUUUGAAAUUUGGCUGCUGCUAUUUCCAAGGAGAAAAUGAUAAGAUAACAUGCCACACUCCUUUAGUAGAUGUCAUUCAGCUGACCCUUCGCUUGUUUAUCUUUGGGAUUGUCUGCUUGAUUCUACUGGCCUGCAUUCCUGUCUGUUGCUGCGUCAGUUGCCAAGAAAGCAAGCUCACUAACAAAUUACGAGGCAACUCGGAGGUCACCAAGAUCCUGCUUAGUCAGAAUGACACCCUGGAAAACAUCGAUGAUGUGAUCGAGAGCUUAAUACCGAAAGAUGAAAAGAGAAAGAUGAAGAAGAAAAAGAAGAAAAAGGGAAUGGCCUCUCACAGAAUCAAGAGAUCCAAGAGGACGUCAGGCUCAAGUUUCCUGACUGGAAGAUCCCUUUUGUCCUAAUUUUUGAUAUAGUA
Molecule: messenger RNA, 575 nt
Organism: Phascolarctos cinereus (koala)
Lineage: Eukaryota; Metazoa; Chordata; Mammalia; Diprotodontia; Phascolarctidae
Source: RefSeq, a predicted model, not a curated record